Molecule: messenger RNA, 3772 nt
Organism: Talaromyces proteolyticus
Lineage: Eukaryota; Fungi; Ascomycota; Eurotiomycetes; Eurotiales; Trichocomaceae
Product: exoribonculease Dhp1
Exons: 6
Coding region: 339-3461 (1040 amino acids)
Biological process (GO): nuclear-transcribed mRNA catabolic process
Cellular component (GO): nucleus
Molecular function (GO): RNA binding; 5'-3' RNA exonuclease activity; zinc ion binding
Source: RefSeq, a predicted model, not a curated record
AAAUGACUAUUUGAGCUUUCCCUAUUUGGGGUAGUGUCUCGGCACUUCGGCCAUCCAUAAUAUCGGAAAAACUUUACGCCGUAAACUCGUCGCUUUACUGCGAGAAGAGCAACCGACUCUUCGAGGUUCCUAGAUUCAGCAUAUACGCUGGAUCCCUAUGUAUUUCGCUCGGUUACAAGAUAUAUACUUGCGCAAUAUCUAUUUGGUUUGGCUGUCUCUUUCAGAUUCGCUAUUUGUGACAUUUCAGCCCGGCCUUUCGAGCACCGAUUGAUAGGCACGCGCGCGGUGAAAAUUCAAGGCAUCAAGAAUAGUUUGGGAUUCGUUUUUGAUCAGUCAUCAUGGGUGUUCCGGCGCUUUUCCGAUGGCUUUCCAACAAAUAUCCGAAGAUCAUUUCUUCCGUGAUUGAGGAACUGCCAUAUGAAGUCGACGGUGAAGAAAUUCCUGUCGAUACGACCAAGCCAAACCCGAACGGAGAAGAGAUAGACAACCUCUAUCUAGACAUGAAUGGUAUUGUCCAUCCAUGUACGCACCCAGAGGGUCGACCACCCCCGGAAAAUGAGCAGGAAAUGAUGUUAGAAAUUUUCAAAUACACUGAUCGGGUUAUGAAUAUGGUCCGUCCGAGGAAGCUGUUGAUGAUUGCAGUCGAUGGCGUUGCGCCUCGUGCAAAGAUGAACCAGCAGCGUGCUCGGCGAUUCCGUUCGGCCCAGGAAGCCAGGGAAAAUGAUCAAAAGAAAGAGGAAUUUCAAAAGUUGCUGGAUCGACAAAAUGCCGCAAAGGGUAUCAAAAAGGAUGAGGAUAUAGAAGAGCAGGUGAUCAAAAAGACAUGGGACAGCAACGUCAUCACACCCGGCACACCAUUCAUGGAUAUCCUUGCUGCUUCCCUCAGAUAUUGGAUAGCUUAUAAAUUAAAUACUGAUCCGGCAUGGGAAAAGCUCAAAAUCAUUAUCAGUGAUGCUACGGUACCCGGAGAGGGCGAGCACAAAAUCAUGAACUUCAUUCGUUCUCAGCGCCAAGAUCCAAACCACGAUCCCAAUACAAGACAUGUCCUUUACGGGCUGGAUGCAGAUUUGAUCAUGUUGGGCCUAGCAACCCACGAGCCGCAUUUUCGAGUAUUGCGAGAGGACGUGUUUUUUCAAGAAUCGAAGCCAAGAACUUGCCGUCUCUGUGGUCAAACAGGUCAUAAAGCCGAGGAAUGUCGAGGCGAGGCCAAAGAAAAGAGUGGCGAAUUUGAUGAAAAACAUAAAGCAGUAACAAGGAAACCAUUCAUCUGGUUAAGUGUCUCUAUUCUUCGAGAAUACCUCGCUGCAGAGCUCCAUGUUCCACAACAACGAUUCCCUUUUGAUCUCGAACGUGCUCUUGACGACUGGGUUUUUAUGUGCUUUUUUGUUGGCAAUGAUUUCUUACCCCACCUUCCUUCUUUAGAUAUAAGAGAGAAUGCAAUCGAUACAUUGAUAUCUCUCUGGCGCGAGAAUAUCCCACUCAUGGAUGGAUAUGUGACCCGGGAUGGAAUAGUCAAUUUCAAGCACGCACAGCUGAUUUUGACCGGCUUAGGGAAGCAAGAAAAAUCGAUAUUUCAGAGAAGGAGACAAGCGGAAGAGAGAAAAGCUGCCAACGAAAAGCGCAGAAGGGAAGAAGACGAAAUGCGCAAAGAUCAAUCUCGAAAACGCCGCCGGGAUUCACCAACCUAUGACAAUUCUGAGACCCAAUCCACUCCACCCAGCAAGUCUCGUAAACAAGGGGAUGGUUUUAUCGCCUCAACAAAUAUUGAUUUGAUUACCCCGAGCCGGGGGCAUUUAUCCAAAGAGGCAAGAGAAUUGACGCAUAGUCUGGUUGCCAGCCGAGGUGCCGUGUACAAAGCUAAUAUUGCAAACAAAAGUGCUGCUGCUGCCCUUAAAAGCCAACUUAUGAAAGGUAAAAUAGAAAAUUCUGAUGCACUUGAACCCUCAAAUGGCACUUCAGCUGAAGAAGAAACUGCUGCUGAGGAUUCAGAACGAAUAUCACCGUCAGUCUUGGGCAAAGGAAAGGCAGAGGAACCAAAGGAAGAUGAUGCAGACACUGGAACUCCGGGUAGAGAUUCACCGGUCGCAGCAACUUCAACAAAAGAGACCCCAGCGAAAGAUCCCAACGAACCUCCCCCUGAUACAGUCCGGCUUUGGGAAGAUGGCUAUACUGAGCGGUACUAUGAGCAGAAAUUUCAUGUCGAUCCCAGUGAUACCACCUUUCGGCAUAAGGUUGCAAGAGCCUAUGCCGAAGGGCUCCAGUGGGUUCUGUUGUACUACAUGCAAGGAUGUCCAUCCUGGACUUGGUAUUAUCCAUAUCACUAUGCUCCCUUUGCAGCUGAUUUUACUGAGCUCGACGGAAUGAAUGUACAUUUCGAAAAAGGGAAACCAUUUCGACCUUUUGAGCAAUUGAUGGGGGUUCUACCGGCUGCCUCUAACCAUGCUAUCCCUGAGGUUUUUCAUGACCUGAUGUCAGAUCCGAACAGUGAAAUCAUUGACUUCUACCCAGAAGAUUUCCCUGUCGAUCUGAACGGCAAAAAAUUCGCCUGGCAAGGUGUAAUUCUAUUACCAUUCAUAGAUGAAACUCGCCUUCUAGCAGCAAUGGAGAAGAAGUACCCGCUUUUAAGUGUCGAUGAAAACGCACGUAACACGAUAGGAAGAGAUGUGCUUCUCAUUGCUGAUCAACACCCCCUAUAUCAAGAGCUAGUUGGAAAUUUCUUUUCUAAAAAACAAGGUGCCUCGAAAUACAAACUAAACAUGCGCAGCAGUGGAGGUUUAGCUGGGGAAGUUGAGCGCGACGACAAUUACAUUCCUCAUAGUUCCCUCUAUGCUCCAUAUGACGUUAAUAUGCCUCCUAUCGACGAGGAUAGAUCUGUAAUGGUCCACUAUGAAAUUCCAAAGUCGGCUCACCUUCACAAGUCCAUGAUUCUUCGAGGAGUUCAAUUCCCUUCACCUGCUUUAGAUCAAGGGGAUAUAAACGCUGUGAAAUCAAAAUCUCGAUUUGGUGGCCGUGGAGGAGGCUAUCCGAGAAAUGGCAGCAGAGGAGGACAUAUGAAUCAUCAUAAUAAUGGUGGAAGACUUAACACCAAUGAACGACCCAAUCCAUUCGCUGCCCACUUAGAUCCGUCGUUCGUUCCACCUCCACUUGUUGGUGGUGCUGGAGGGUGGGCACCUCCUAUAGGAGGUCCUGCUAGCUACUCUCGCGGCCCUCCACCUCCUCCUCGCGGUGGCGGUGCGGACUUUUAUACUCCUCCUCAUGGUUACAACAAUCCGCACUCCUAUAAUCAAAGGGGGGGUUAUGCUUACCCGCCUCGAGAUCAGCCAGGUCACUAUAAUCAGCCUGGGCAGUACAGUCAACGUGACCACUAUGAGGGUCCACAAGGUGGAUACAGAGGUAAUGACCGUUCACGUGGAGGUUAUUCAGAGCAGAACCGCAACACCUAUCCUCGCGGUCGUUACUAGGUAUAUUAGUACAUUUUACAUUUCACUUCAUAUGGGCCUCGAGAUAUAGGAGCAGGUGGUGUUUGGGCUAAAGGUUUCAUUCCCUUCUAGGGUUGAAGCAUCUAUGGUUCAUUGUGGUUCUUAAAUGUGUUAUUUACCACUGUACAAAAGCUGCAUCUUUGAUACCGCGAAGUACGAUAUCCUCCAGUGUUCCUCGUCAUUGUAGCUCUUAUACCCCGGUAAUUAAGAUUUAGUUUCUAUUUCUCAGGUUUGAAGCAUACCAAGAAUAACUAGCACAGUAGUUGAUAGUAUGCUUUCAUGCUACGCACGGG